Molecule: messenger RNA, 1396 nt
Organism: Chrysoperla carnea
Lineage: Eukaryota; Metazoa; Arthropoda; Insecta; Neuroptera; Chrysopidae
Product: cyclin-dependent kinase 2-like
Exons: 4
Coding region: 284-1198 (304 amino acids)
Biological process (GO): G1/S transition of mitotic cell cycle; regulation of G2/M transition of mitotic cell cycle; regulation of gene expression
Cellular component (GO): cyclin-dependent protein kinase holoenzyme complex; nucleus; cytoplasm
Molecular function (GO): ATP binding; cyclin binding; cyclin-dependent protein serine/threonine kinase activity
Source: RefSeq, a predicted model, not a curated record
GAAUUGUUUGGGUAUUAAUAACGAAACGUCAUGAAAUUUUAUUAAAAUACAACGGUUUUACUAUCGAUAUUGAGUUCAAUAAUAUAGAAAAUAUAAUUCGAAUAUUCGAGUAUUGUUUUUUGUUGAGUUUUGUUAUGUGUUCACAAUAAAACAGUAAACUCCCGCCCUUUAAAACUACGAUGGCCUGUGUUUUACAUAUCGUAAUUGCAGUUGUGAAGUGGGCAGCCUAUCUUGAUUCUGUAACUUGAAUGAAAAAUUUUUUUAUUUUGAAAAUUUAUUUUAAAUGGAGAAAUAUUUACGAGUAGAAAAAAUUGGUGAAGGAACUUAUGGUGUUGUGUACAAAGCUAGGGAUAAAAAAACUGGCAAAAAUGUAGCGUUAAAACGAAUUCGAUUAGAAACAGAAUCAGAAGGAGUACCAUCAACUGCAAUUCGAGAGAUCUCAUUAUUAAAAGAAUUAAAACAUCCUGGCGUUGUUCGAUUGUUAGAUGUUUUAAUUGCUAAUCGGAAAUUGUACUUAGUUUUCGAAUUUUUAGAUAUGGAUUUAAAAAAAUUAAUGGAUACUUCGAAAAUUCUUUUAGAACCCUCUUUAGUUAAGAGCUAUUUACGGCAGUUAUUAGACGGGUUAUCUUUUUGCCAUGUUCGUCGCGUGCUACAUCGAGACCUUAAACCACAAAAUUUACUUGUAGACCGUCAAGGCUAUAUUAAAAUUGCUGAUUUUGGAUUAGCAAGAAGUUUUGGUUUACCGGUGCGAAGUUACACUCAAGAAGUGGUUACUUUAUGGUAUAGACCACCAGAAAUUUUAUUGGGUAGUAAAUUUUAUACGUCAGCAGUGGAUAUUUGGGGAUUGGGUUGUAUUUUUGCUGAAAUGCUUACAAAACGUCCAUUGUUUCCGGGCGAUUCAGAAAUUGAUCAAUUGUUUCGAAUAUUUCGUACAUUGGGCACACCAGAUGAAGCUAUUUGGCCGGGUGUAACGCAAUUAUCUAAUUAUAAAGCAAUGUUUCCAAAAUGGCCGCGAAGAAAAAUGAAUGAUAUUUUACCAUUGUUAGAUGAACAGGGAAUUGAUUUGUGCCUUAAAUUAUUAACAUACGAUCCAUUAAUACGGGUCUCAGCUCGCGAUGCUGUAAUACACGCUUAUUUUAAAGAUACCAAAUUAGUUGCACCAAAUUUAUCGCUAUUUCCAUCUUCAUCAGAAUCAUAGUUUCAAUUUAAUUUUAAUUUUAAUGUGCUUGUUUAGUAGAUAUUUAGUUUGUUCAUCGCGGCGAAUUUCAACCAGUAAGAAAAACGAUGCUCAAUUAAUAACGAUUAUAAAUUAAAUCAUUGGCUCUAACCGCUUUUCUUUUUGGUUGAUUCUUUGACGCACGCUGAACAUUUACAAACAUAAGCUCAAUGAUGUUAA